GAUGCCACCUCGUCCUAUGGCAUAGGCCAGGACAUUAUCUACGGUCUCACUCGAUGUCGAGGGGACAUUAGCCGUGAGACAUGCUUGCCUUGCAUCUUAGAAGCGGCAGAUAAGAUCCGAACAAUAUGUCCAUUUUCAGCUGAAGCACGAAUUUGGUACGAAUAUUGCUUUAUUCACUACGAUUCCAAAAACUUCCUCGGACAAUCUGAUACGAGCUAUACCAAUAGUUGGUCUUCAUCUCCUAUAACAACGGAUCCUGCAGACUUCAAUCAAGCAGUGGAGGGGCUAAUGGGAGAGGUGAAAGUAGCGGCCGCAACAAGGGAUGACAAAUUUGGACGAGGUGAGAGAAAUAUUUUGAAGAGCAACAUGACUAUCUAUGGAAUGGCACAAUGCACGCGUGACCUUCAAGAAUCAGCAUGCAGCCAAUGCUUAGAGAAGGCAUCAGAGACUAUAUUUGGGUCCUGCAAAAGCCGGUUGGGUUGCUAUGUGAUCAAUACCAGUUGUGUGAUGAGAUACGAGAUUUAUGAUUUCCUCGUUGGCCCUAUAGCCCCAAGUCCCAUUGCAUAUGCACCUACUUCUCCCUAAGUUGUCCAUCGUUAAUUAUAUAAGUUAUUUAUGUGUUCUUAAGUUUAAGUAAACCUUCUCUUUUUGUGUGUGUCAUGUUAAUUAGUCAUUCGAUAUGUCUUAACUGAUCAA
Dendrobium catenatum is the source of this 696-nucleotide messenger RNA. RefSeq names its product cysteine-rich repeat secretory protein 55-like. The annotation marks the transcript as partial. The record is from RefSeq and is a predicted model, not a curated record. The transcript has a single exon. NCBI's taxonomy places the organism in Eukaryota, Viridiplantae, Streptophyta, Magnoliopsida, Asparagales, Orchidaceae.